UAGGCUUACUCAGCUGCCUGGGCCCCUGUCCUCUGGUCUUCUGGCUCCAGAGCUUGUGUUUGGGGUCUGAGCUUUCUGUUUCCAGGCUGCCACAGGAUGUUGUGGCUGCUGCUCUUGACCCUUCCCUGCCUGGGAGGCUCCAUCCCCACAACCCCUGACCCUCACCCACAACAGGAGCUGGCAGGCAUCGUGGGCGGCUGCCCUGUCUCAGCCAGGAGGUUUCCCUGGCAGGUCAGCCUGCAGUUCUACAGCCAGCGCAGCCACCGGUGGGAGCACAUCUGCGGGGCCUCGCUCAUCCACCCACAGUGGGUGCUGACUGCCGCCCACUGUCUUGAGCCGGAGGAGCUGGAGGCCUGUGCCUUCAGGGUGCAGGUUGGGCAGCUGAGGCUCUAUGAGGAUAACCGGCUGGUGAAGGUGGCUAGGAUCAUCCGUCACCCCAAGUACAAUGAGAGCCUGUCAGCCUGGGGAGGCGGGAACAUCGCCCUGCUGAGACUGGAGGCCUCUGUGGCACUGUCAGAGCACAUCUACCCGGUCUCCCUCCCUGAGGCCUCCCGGAAUGUUUCCUCAAGGAAGUCCUGCUGGGUGACUGGCUGGGGUAACAUCAGAGUUGGAGAGUCCCUGCCCCCACCUUACCACCUACGAGCAGUGUCGGUCCCCAUUGUGGAGAACGAGGCCUGUAACCGAAAGUACCAGAACUCUUCCUGGGAUAGUGCCAGUGAGGUCAUCAAGGAUGAUAUGCUGUGUGCUGGGCAGGAGGGCCGUGAUUCCUGCCAGGGCGACUCUGGGGGUCCCCUUGUCUGCACAUGGAACUGCACCUGGGUGCAGGUAGGCAUAGUGAGCUGGGGUUCCAGCUGUGGCAAUCGUGAUUUCCCUGGGGUGUAUACCCGUGUGAUGAGCUAUGUAUCCUGGAUCCAUCACUAUGUUCCCCUGUUCCCUGGGCCCUAGAUGGGGCAUGAAUGUGGUCUUCCUGGUGGAGGAGCCCCAGUCUUCCUUUUGACACUUCUUGCCCUUCCCCUGAAUCCAGCCUUAUCCCCCAAAUGUCUUCAUCUUCAGAUGAAGUGGGUUGCCCUUGCCCUCCUACGCUGAGUUCCCUGGGCCUCUCUGAUCUCUGGGAGGGAGGGCUGUGAGGCAGUGUCUCUGGGAAUUGGGGUAGGAGUGGGAUGUGUGGUCAGACCUCCUGCUCACCUGUUUCCCAUUAA
This is a messenger RNA of Chinchilla lanigera (long-tailed chinchilla), 1199 nucleotides long. RefSeq names its product mastin-like. Gene Ontology annotation, biological process: proteolysis. Bases 97 to 945 code for a protein of 282 amino acids. The record is from RefSeq and is a predicted model, not a curated record. The transcript has 5 exons. Gene Ontology annotation, molecular function: serine-type endopeptidase activity. NCBI's taxonomy places the organism in Eukaryota, Metazoa, Chordata, Mammalia, Rodentia, Chinchillidae.